Messenger RNA from Chrysemys picta bellii (western painted turtle), 718 nucleotides. NCBI's taxonomy places the organism in Eukaryota, Metazoa, Chordata, Testudines, Emydidae. The record is from RefSeq and is a predicted model, not a curated record.
UCUACUGCCCCCAGCUCUGUGCCCGUCCGCCCCAUUGAGCCCCCGAGAUACUCACGGAUCAAGAACUGGGAAGUGGGUACCAUCGCCUACGACACGCUCAGCGCCCAGGCCACGCAGGAGCUGCCCUGCAGUGGGAAGCGGUGUCUGGGCUCCCUCAUGUUCCCCAAGCAGAUGGUUUGCCAGGCAGACGAGGGGCCCCCACCCAAGGAGAAGCUGCUGCCCCUGGCCCGGGACUUCAUCCACCAGUACUACAGCUCCAUCAAGCGGUGAGUGCCCCCCCACCCCCCGCAGGGACUGCCAGACGGCCAGAAGGGAAGCCCAGCGCGCGGGGGCGGGGGGGCUUUUCAUAAACAACCAACAAACCCCUCCGAAGCCCAGGACUCGGGGGCGGAAUUCAGCUGCCCAGACGCCGCUGGGGAAGUGACACAGCGGGGCCAGAUCCUGCGCCGGAGGCAGCUUCCUGCCGCGGGGGGAGAAGGCGCCUGAGGAGAGGCGGCUCGGCCUGCGACUGGGACAAUAGGGAGGAGCUGGUUGGGAAUUUCGAAAUGGGAGAAGGAUCCCGCAGGAUCGGUUCUGGGGCCGGUUCUGUUCAAUAUCCUCGUCACUGACCUAGAUCCUGGCACAGAGACUCCACUUACAAUGGUCACGGACUCCCAGGACUCGGGCUUUCUCAGCUCCGUGCGGUCCGUGGGGGGAACCCCCUUCAGUGUGACAGCCC